AGAAAUGCAAGCAUCUGUCCUUCCUCAGUUGACCUCCGGAACACGAUGCAAGCUCUGGCCAUUUUAUCGUUGUGCCUCUCGGUAGCAUUCGCCGUCCAAAGUCCCGACGUGGAUCCGCAAUCCAUCGACUGGAGCACGGUGCGGACACUCCGAGAAACGGACCGAUUCCGGGCCAAGUUCGGGUUGGCACCGCUGAGUGAUGACGAAAUUCGAUCCUCGCGUAUAUCGGGUGGAACUGUUGCCAGCCCAACGGACAUUCCCUGGGCAGCUGGGAUACUUAUAAACCAGGGAACAUCCAGUCAAAGCUUCUGCACUGGCGUUCUAAUCUCGGCGAAAUUCGUCCUUACUGCUGCGUCCUGCGUUUCAAGAGGAGACAUCGUGAGCGUUGCCUUGAACGCGGCCGACAUGAAUGCCAUUGGGACGCUGAUUCCGGUUACGACCAUUUUCCCACAUCCAAACUACAGUUGGCUGCUGAGGCGAGAUGAUAUUGCCAUGCUGACGCUUAGUCGCGAUGCACCUGUCGACGGGCUCACCGUUCGACCUGUGGAGCUGCCACGCCGAUCGGAUGUUGGAAAGACUUUCGUUGGCCAGACAGCGACCACGGCCGGUUGGGGUAACACUGGUAACCGGGAUAACGAACCGAUUCCCACCCAGCAUUUGCAGUUCGCAAUGGACAGUGUGACUUCGAACUUGGUUUGCCAAACUUCGCACGAUUGGGUUAGAAGUACGCACAUUUGUGUGGCGACUAACAAUGGUGGUGCUUGUAAUGGUGACGAAGGAGCUCCUGUGACUGUACUGGAAGCUGGUCGUGGCUACCUGAUUGGUAUUCAUUCGUUCCACUAUAGUGGCCUACGAGGAUGUGACCGCGGAAGGUCAACGGUCAACACCCGCGUUACAGAAUACCUCGAUUGGAUCGCUGAAAACUCUGAUGUGACCAUUCAACCGUAGGCUGUUUUGUCCUAAGUUGAUUGAUACAAAAAUGCCAAUAAAAUCUUGUUUGAUC
Molecule: messenger RNA, 1003 nt
Organism: Culex pipiens pallens (northern house mosquito)
Lineage: Eukaryota; Metazoa; Arthropoda; Insecta; Diptera; Culicidae
Product: brachyurin-like
Exons: 3
Biological process (GO): proteolysis
Molecular function (GO): serine-type endopeptidase activity
Source: RefSeq, a predicted model, not a curated record